Molecule: messenger RNA, 471 nt
Organism: Alternaria postmessia
Lineage: Eukaryota; Fungi; Ascomycota; Dothideomycetes; Pleosporales; Pleosporaceae
Exons: 1
Coding region: 1-471 (156 amino acids)
Source: RefSeq, a predicted model, not a curated record
AUGCCACCUCAAUCCUUCCGCAUGGUCAUCGAUGGUGAUCUUACUCCGACACAAUCGACACGCAUCUUUGAUGUGGCCAAACGCGAUGCUGCAUGGCAAAUCGCCUUUGAAGCGUGCUUGUCUGACCGUAGGAUCUGGCAAGCCCCUCUAGAUUGGUGGAAGAUAAGGCCUAACAGCGCGUAUAUCAUGGAUGGUUUCCCGGAAGCUUUACGCGCCAUGACAAAUUGCCAAUCGCCAGUCAGUUGCAACUUUGACAUUGGCCAAAUGCCGGAUACAGAGUCGCUCGUAAGUCAGGGCCGCAAAUGGACGUUGGAAGAGUGGGAGAAGAACUGGAGGGCUUCUAUGCCUGCUAAUAUCGACACCGAGGUGCCCUCGUGCAGCUGGCUCGAUCUCCAGCGCGAGAACACACUGUUUUGCAUGGGAAACGUACGUGCGCAUGUGAUUAUGCACAUAGAAUGUCUGGUUAUUUGA